AUCCAUAACCAUAUAUGACUUUGGAUUGUAUGAUAAAAAAGAAAAAGGGCCCAAAACAAAUUUGUCCUAAACAAAGUACAUAAUUCUGUGUGUUUAAUGGCCACAAGAUAAAAGGGUCCCAAACACCCUACUCCCUCCUUCGGUUGACCCACUUAGAAGCAAUUUAAUCCUCUCUUUCAUCACCCAAAAAACACUCAAUUUUAGACAUAAAAAAGGUCUUCAAAAAGAGUCCUCUUGUUAUUUUUCUAACUACUUUUCUAGCUUUCUAAGGCAUAUUUUUAACAAGUUAAUAAACCUAAUUAAGGUAAACAUGUUAGAAGGAAAGACAGUUGUAGGAGAGACAGAUAUGCUACAAACAAUGCAACAAGAUGCCCUCAAAUUGGCAGCAAAAGCCCUUGAUUGCUAUGAUGUCACUGAGGCGACUGACAUAGCUCGCUUCAUCAAAAAGGAAUUUGAUAGUGUGUAUGGAAGUGGGUGGCAAUGCAUAGUAGGGACAGAUUUUGGUUCAUUUGUAACACAUUGUCAUGGAUGUUUCAUUUACUUUUGCAUCGGAAGCUUAGCUUUUUUGCUUUUCAAGGGUUCGGCUGCUCCUCAAGCUGAGACUACCAAGUUGUCAUCCUUUGAUUCUACCGCUAAUGCUUGAAACUUGUUCACUCUUUUAGUCUUUUCUUUCUAUAUGUAAUUUUGUCAAUAUGUCAAUGUUUGUAUAUUUUUAAUUUGUGAAUUCGUGUAGGGAAUUUCGAUUUGUUUGUAAUCAUUGUAAAUCAUUUAAUUUGUUGUAUAUUUGGUACAAUCAAUUUAGGAAAACAAAUUGUUUGUCAUUUGUAACGCAUUACUUGGUGUUUAAGAUAAAGUUAAUCAUUUUAGCCCGAAA
Messenger RNA from Chenopodium quinoa (quinoa), 874 nucleotides. Its product is annotated as dynein light chain 2, cytoplasmic. NCBI's taxonomy places the organism in Eukaryota, Viridiplantae, Streptophyta, Magnoliopsida, Caryophyllales, Amaranthaceae. Gene Ontology annotation, cellular component: dynein complex. Gene Ontology annotation, biological process: microtubule-based process. Gene Ontology annotation, molecular function: dynein light intermediate chain binding; dynein intermediate chain binding. The transcript has 2 exons. The record is from RefSeq and is a predicted model, not a curated record. The coding region runs from base 311 to 643 and encodes 110 amino acids.